AUGGUUGCCAUACAACCAGCAAACCGCAUCAUGACACCAGACGCGAUAACAAUAAAGGGGAGGGGGGUCCAUAUAACUCUCCAUACGGGAAGACACAGAGAACGUCGGACAAGGAUGGAAAAAAUGCAUACACUCAAUCCCAAUAACGGCCAUCGGAUCCUCAUCAACAUUCGAAUAUUUACCACAACAGAAGGGCUCACGUUCACUGGGACAGGUCCAGACUCCGCUCACAUUGCUUAUCAGCGCUGCCGUCGCCACGGCUGUUAUGAUGGCACCGGUGAUGCUGCUGGUACUGUCUGUGCGCAUGGUGGAUGUGACGUCGCUUCUGCUCCUGGCUAG
Molecule: messenger RNA, 339 nt
Organism: Histoplasma capsulatum G186AR
Lineage: Eukaryota; Fungi; Ascomycota; Eurotiomycetes; Onygenales; Ajellomycetaceae
Exons: 1
Coding region: 1-339 (112 amino acids)
Source: RefSeq, a predicted model, not a curated record